Molecule: messenger RNA, 1350 nt
Organism: Gymnogyps californianus (California condor)
Lineage: Eukaryota; Metazoa; Chordata; Aves; Accipitriformes; Cathartidae
Exons: 1
Coding region: 1-1350 (449 amino acids)
Source: RefSeq, a predicted model, not a curated record
AUGGCCUCCCUGGGAGGACCGAUUGUAGAUUGCACCCCUCUCCUGGAGAGGCUAGAGGGCUAUAACGCCCAACCUUCUCUCUCUGGUAUGACUUGGGCCCACAAUAAUUGGCACAAUCCACAAGCGGUAGCCGGCAGAAUUUCCACCUUGGCUAAUGAACAAAAACUGAAACAAGGAAAGGGGAAGGCAGUAGUUUGUGCAGUUUUAGAAGCAGCUCUGGUGGCAGCACAACGGAAUAAACACAUGGCCCAACACGUAGAAGGGGAGACAAUAAAAUCCCUUCAAGAUCUGGUGGGGGCUCUGCAGGAGCAAUUAGGAAAUGAGACAAGACAACUCUCUGAUCAGCUUACCGCCGAGCGGGUGACUAACCAAUGGCUACACACCACUUUGACAGAAGCUUUGGAGUGGGAGCGAAUAUUGCGGGAACAAUUAGAUGAAAUCCGCUCCCCAAUUGGUGUAGAAAAUUUGGAUGCCGAUUCUGACGAGGGGAAAAAUCCAAAAUCGUUAUACCCUCUUAAAGACCUAGACCCUAUAAGAGAAAUAUUUUCCCUUGGGGAGGGAGCUGUAAUGCGACCUUUGAUUAAAACUGAGACUGUGGAUGGUGGUCAAGGAGGGGCCCAACAAGUUACCACUCAUAUCAUUCUCUAUUCUCCCACUGAUUUGGGUAAAAUUCAGGAGAAAUAUUCCCGGGGCCCCCGAGAAACUGAAACUGAGUAUGUGUGGAGAGUGUCUCUUACCGGGGGUGACCGUAUCUUGCUGAGUGAGGACAAGGCGAGAGGAUAUUGGGGUCCGGGAGUUUUUCUAACCACAAAUGACAACAGAGAAACCUGGUCCCUGACCCAAAGAGUGGCAUACUGGGCGGGUGGAUUGGAUCCCAUGGAAAGGGGAGACCCCUUCUCGAUUAAAACGCCUACGGCGGGGCACAUUUUAGAGAGUGUACAGAAAACUGCGUGUCUCCAGUUGGUGCAUGACCAGUUAUUGGUUCCGCAGCAGCCCUCUCCCAUGCAAUAUGUGGCAGACCCCGACAGGUUGCAUCCCCUUAUAAGAGGAUUACCUGAUGCUUUGAAAUUAUAUGCGGUGCAACUACAAGAUCGGUUGAGGGCGCCCCGACCCCGGAGGAGGGGAGGUCCCCCGGAGACGACAUGGGGAGAGGUGGCACAAGAAUUGAUUAAUUACGGGAGAUGGAUGGGAUUUACUGGCCAGGGAGAGACAAAAUCCAAGGCGGACCUUAGGAGGGUGGAAGGCAAUGGGGGAAUAAAAGCUGCAGCCCCGAGGCUGACGCGGCCCCCGAUAGUAAAAGAUAUGCGUUAUGGACAGAAGGCAUCUCAAAGGGGAUUCCCAGGGAGGUGA